CGCCAUCUUUACACUUGAUCCGUCAGCUGAGCCGGGCUGUCGGGGUGCCUCAGGCCUGUCAGCUGCCAGAGGCGGACGGGGGCGCCAUGAGGCGCUUGCAGUCUGACGGUGUGGAGAACUCCUUGAGCCAACUCCCCAGUCGAAAUCUCAAAACCGGAAAGCAGAAGAGAAGCUCCAACAAGAGGCCAGUCACCUACAGUCACUGGAGGUGGUCCCAGCCGGAUAGAGCAAGAAAACACAAGGCCCCAGUAAAGGGGUUGGUGUCAUUUGAGGAUGUGUCUGUGGACUUCACCUGGGAUGAAUGGCAGAACCUGGAUGACACUCAGAGGAAGCUCUACAGGGACGUGAUGCUGGAGACCUACAGAAGCCUGGAGUCCUUGGGCCACUGCAUUACCAAACCUGACGUGAUCUUUAAGUUGGAGCAAGGAACUGGGCCAUGGAGAAUAGAAGACGUCCCAAAGCAGUGCCGGCCAGAUGCCCAGAAAGUAACGGACCUGAAUGAAAUCAGCCAGGACAAUGAAGAGAGACAGUUGUGGCACCUUGUAAUUACCAACAGCAACACGUCAAGGGAGGAGAAAGUUAAAUUAGGAAAAAUACUUAAUGUGAGCUCAAACUGUGUUUCAAAUCUGACUGUAAAGAAUGGAAACUCCUCAGGAAUGAGGCCUGAGGCACUUACUGCGUGGCAGAGCAUACCUCCCCCUACGGAGCCUGAUGGCUCCCUGGCUGACAAGCGCCCCAUACACGCAGAGUGUCAUGGGCUGUAUAACAGGGCUCUGAGUACUCGGCAGCAUUUUCAGUGUAGUAGUCAAGAGGUGACCUGCAACACAAAGGCAUUAUGGAUGAAUAAGAGCUUUCACAUUGCACAUAGGUCCAGUGAGUUUGAUGAGUCUGAGAAAGCACCUGAUGAGGUAGCUCUUAAUGCCCAAGAGAUGAGCUGGGUUCGGGAGGAAACUUUUGAAUGUAGUAUUUGUAAGAAAAUAUUCUAUACAGAGUUUAAGCUCACUAAACAUAAGAAAAUACACAAAGGACAGAAAUACUAUACAUGUAGGGAUUGUGAGAAAACCUUCAUUAAGAAACCAUACCACAAAGACCAGAGGAUUCAUGCGGGGGGAGUCAGGUCCCAUAGAUGUAAGCAAUGUGAGAAAUGCUUUCAUCAGAAAACCCAGCAAAAUGUGCCCCAGAGAGUCCCCAGAGAAGCCAAACUCUAUGAAAUUUAUCAGUCUGAAAAAAGUUUUAGUGAGAAGCCAAAUCUCAGACAGUAUCAGAGGACCUGUGCCGGUUAUAAACCCUAUGGAUGUAACAUGUGUGGAAAGUCCUUUUACCGGAAGUCACACCUCAGCAGGCACCAGAGAAUUCACACAGGUGAGAAACCCUAUGGCUGUAAAGAGUGCAAAAAAACUUUCUACCAUAAGUCCUCCCUCACGAUCCAUCAGAGAACUCACACAGGCGAGAAGCCCUAUGAGUGUAAAAAAUGCAGGAAAACUUUCUACUGUAAGUCAGACCUGAAUGUCCAUCAUAGAACUCACACAGGCGAGAAGCCCUAUGAGUGUGACCAAUGUAGGAAAACGUUCUACUCUAAGUCACACCUCAUUAUACAUCAGAAAAUUCACACAGGUGACAAGCCAUACGAAUGUGAAGAGUGUCAGAAAACUUUCAAUCGUAAGUCAAACCUUACCGUGCAUCAGAAAACACACACAGGGGAGAAACCUUACGAAUGCAAUGUAUGUAGGAAAACUUUUCACCGUCGCUCACACCUCAACAUGCACCAGGGAACUCACACUGGCGAGAAACCCUACAAAUGUAAAGAGUGUGGGAAAGCGUUCUACCAGAAGUCGAGCCUCAGCAGACAUCAGAGAAACCACACAGGGAGCAGACCGUACGCAUGUGAAGAAUGUAGGAAAACCUUCCUCCAUAAGUCCUCCCUCACUGUCCAUCAGAGGAGCCACACAGGCUACAAACCAUACUCGUGUGAGGAAUGCAGGAAAACAUUUUACAGUAAGUCGCAUCUCACGGUUCAUCAGAGGACCCACACAGGCGAGAAGCCCUACGAAUGUAAGCUGUGCAAGAAGGCUUUCCACCAGAAGUCAUAUCUUAACAGGCAUCAGGUAACUCAUGAAAGUGAGAAACAAUUUCAGUGUCAAGAAUGUAGGAAAACGUUUUAUCAUAAGUCAUCCCUCAAUGUACAUCAGAGAAUCCACCUGAGGGAGCGCCUGUGAGUCUAACGUGGGAGCUCUGUACGCAGAAACCAUCAGCAGGCUUCAGGCAGGGUGCACGUAGGGCGAUUCCUAUAAAUGUGACAGUGCGGACAAUGUUUUUGCAAGAAGGGACACCUUUGCAGGCGUUAAGUUUAUAUAGAAAAUUCUGUGUGGCACAAGUUGGCUGUCUUCUCUGGAACACAGUCUCCAUUAUGUGGUCUGUAUGACCAUGUAAAAGCCAUAUACAUGCACACACACACACACACACACACACACACACACACGUAUGAUGAUCACUACUUUGAGCCAGGCCCACAGAAAUACUUUUAAGUUUUUUUUCUUCCUUCCUGAGUUCACACGAGCUCUGGCCCUGAGAUGAACGUGACCUACAAGAUAGCCUUGACAUCUAUUGUCAGAAAGUCCCCGAUUUAAGAGAAAUAGAACUGACUGGAGAUAGCUCAUUUUUAUCCCCAAAUACUCUUUAGUUUGAGGAAUACUUUCUCAAGCCAUUACGCAUGGUGCUUUUAUAGAAUGCAAUAAUUCACUUGAUACAGUUGGGAGAACUUACAUGCUUUAAUAUUUCAGAAUUUGUACACAAGGGAAACUUGUACAAAUUGAGAAUACUUUAUCAGAGACGUUUCAUUGAACAGUUUGAAUAAAUCAAAUAUGAGUAAGUUAACACAUGAAACUUUGAACGAAACUUCCAUGUCAGAAGUUUAUAAUGAAGGCAAAUUAUCAGUCUUUGUAAUUUUAAUAUUAACUUUCAAAUGGAGGUACACAUGUGCCAAUAAAUAUGUGAGUGAUA
Grammomys surdaster is the source of this 3000-nucleotide messenger RNA. RefSeq names its product zinc finger protein 39-like. Bases 87 to 2216 code for a protein of 709 amino acids. The transcript is spliced from 5 exons. NCBI's taxonomy places the organism in Eukaryota, Metazoa, Chordata, Mammalia, Rodentia, Muridae. The record is from RefSeq and is a predicted model, not a curated record. Gene Ontology annotation, biological process: regulation of transcription by RNA polymerase II. Gene Ontology annotation, molecular function: RNA polymerase II cis-regulatory region sequence-specific DNA binding; DNA-binding transcription factor activity, RNA polymerase II-specific.